AAGGCCAGCGGAGCGUUGCCAGCACCAUCUUAGUUCAAGAUGGGCGAGGCCCUCUCCCAUCUCACUUUUAGAUUUAUUCAUUCGACCGACAUGGCGUCCACCGAGACAAACGCGUCAUCGCCGCCCCCGCCCAUGUCGCCGUCGUCGGCACCACGCGAGGACCAGCGGUGCAAGUACCCGUACAAGGCAUGCUUCCACCCGCGGUCCAUCAAGAAGGAUGGCGAGGCGCACUCCCUGUGCGAGUUCCACCGGAAAAAAGCCAACUCGAUCCAAAAGAUAUAUGCCACAAAGCGUCGCCAGCAACUGCGGGCGCUCAAAAAACUCAAAAUCCUUCAACACAAACACCGACCGGACGAGUUCGACGUGACGGCGCUGCCGGCCCCACUGCCCCUCUCACAUAUCCACAACGACGACCAGUCGGACGUGGACCGUAUUCGAUCCUUGCCAGACCACUCCUCGCUGCCUUACGAAGACGCUGUGUUCCAUGCGCGGCUGCAGCACCAGCGAAGACUGAACGAAUCGGCGCUUCCCAUCUCAUCCGUGGCGUCGCGGAGGCCGUGCCUGUACGACAUGAAUUUCCUCCUCAACCACGCUUGACCACAACAACCUAUGCAUGAGUUUACCCGUUGCUCUGCCGGAGUCAGUAGUUGGCUGGUAUUGAAUCCUUCGCUCCUUCA
Aphanomyces invadans is the source of this 677-nucleotide messenger RNA. RefSeq lists its product as hypothetical. Lineage: Eukaryota; Oomycota; Saprolegniomycetes; Saprolegniales; Verrucalvaceae. The transcript has a single exon. The record is from RefSeq and is a predicted model, not a curated record. Bases 40 to 597 code for a protein of 185 amino acids.